Molecule: messenger RNA, 1337 nt
Organism: Arabidopsis thaliana (thale cress)
Lineage: Eukaryota; Viridiplantae; Streptophyta; Magnoliopsida; Brassicales; Brassicaceae
Product: NAC (No Apical Meristem) domain transcriptional regulator superfamily protein
Exons: 1
Coding region: 819-1337 (172 amino acids)
Biological process (GO): DNA-templated transcription; regulation of DNA-templated transcription
Cellular component (GO): nucleus
Molecular function (GO): DNA binding
Source: RefSeq, marked reviewed
AAAAAAUUAUAAUUUUGAAUAAAAUACAAAUGAUAGUAUUAGUGAAGUCGGCGAAGGGGGAUUUAUCUUUAAACACAUUGUAAUUGUUAUUGUUGCGUAUCCGUUGGCAGCAAGAAACAGAAACACAGAGUGAGUCCAAGAUCGCUUUAGAGGAACGCUUGAAGAAACCACUGAACAUUGAUAUUAAUUAUCAAAUAUUCGAGUUUCUUCUUCCUGCAUUCAAAAUUCGUCACCAAGAUUGCAAUUUUCUUAUCAUCUUCGAGCGUUCAUCUCUGUUAGAUUAUCACGGUUUGUUUGAAGUCUGUUCUCUCGUGGAAGAAAUUGUCGAUCUCUCUGUUAUCCAACUCUUUGUCGCGUUUCUUUCAGAAUUUCUAUAUCUGUUGGGUCUCUGUUCUCUACUAGAAGAAAUCGUCGAUCAUUGAUUCAGGUAAGUUCUCGUUCUUUGUUAUCCAAGUUUCUGCUUCAAGCAUUCAUCACCAAGAUUCCAAUUCGUUAUUGGGGUUCUUGCAGAAACUUCUUCGAACAUUCAUAUCUGUUAAGUUUUCACGUCGUUGGGUCUCUCUGUUAAUCUGCUAGAAGAAAUCUUCGAUCAUUGAUUCAUGUAAGUUCUCGUUCUCUCAUAAUCAAGUUUCUUCUUCUUCAGCAUAUAUUCGUCUCUGUUACACUUUCACACCGUUUCUACUGCUAGAAGAAAUCAUAUUCAUUACCAUGAUUCCAAUUCUUUUACUGGGUUUUCUUUUAGAAUAAUAGAUCACUGUUUGUUUUUAGAGAUCGAGUUUGAUGAAUUUGGUUUCUCGUUUCUUGGAUCAGAAGCAAAAAUGUCAGAGGUGUUAACACGCGGGUUUCGAUUUCGCCCAGCUGAUGAAGAAGUGACAGACUACCUUAUGCGGAAGACACAAUCGCCGGAGUUCAGCUGCUUUAUCAAAACCAUAGACUUGUACGACAAGGAUCCGUGGGUACUUGGGCAUGUGAGAGAUCCGUGUUACAAUCACUAUGAAUGGUAUUACUUUGUUAAGAAAAACCCCCUCGGGAAUGAGUACUUAGAUAAGCCUAGAUUGAACGGGUUUGAACAUCCACGCUUGAAAUGGGAUGUGUUGAAGCAGAUACAUGAUGCUCUGAGUUCUGGUCAGAACGUCCCACCAAGUGUCUUUACUUACGGAUUCCGAUUUCAUCCGACUGAUCAAGAGCUACUCUCUUUGUACCUCACUCCAAAGGCCCAUUCACCAGACUUCAGCUGCUUCAUAAGAGAGAGAGAGAGCUAUAUGCCAUGGAGCCAUGGCUUCUUGAACAUGUUAGAUCUCCUUUUUACAAGGACAGUGAAUGGUACUACUUUGUGA